AUUCUCAAGUUCCAGGUUUUAUUUGGACUUUGUAAUUAGGAAGGUACAAGCUCUCUCAAGGAUAAAAUCAGUAAGAAAAGAUUCAGAAAUGUCAAGAUCGUAUCUUUAUUAUUGCGGGAAGUUAGAUUUGGGAGGAAGAAUGUAUUCCCAUUUCGACAUAAUGAACAGGGACUGUCCGAAUGAAUGUGUAUUUGAAGGAGAAAUAGAAGCUCCUUUGUGUAAUCUCGAUAGACUUGUUAAGAAUGUAAUCGUAGAGGAUGCAUUGCCUAGUAAUGAACCACAGGACAAUGAUGGUGAAAGGGAGAGUCCUUUCUCGGCAAGUCAUGACAGCAAAUGCAAUGCGCCUAAUGAAGUUUUGAUUCGUUGCAGCAAAUCAGGUUCAGAACUUCUCAAAGGCAUUUCGUUGGAAAAGAAUAAUCGACGAGAGAAGAUUUUAGACGAUGUCACGAUCAGGACCUAUACUGGCUUGUCCUCAGAAUCUGUGCCAGAAUGCCCUUUGAGAAGACCUGAAAAGGUUCCUUGUAAUGUACCCGUUUCAGAAAAGGUUGAGGAAUCUCUUGCAAACAAACAGGUUUCUGAAGUCUGUGAUCUUGUCAGUCCUAGUAAAGCCAGUGCAGUAGAGCUUCCGUACAUCUGCAAGGAAAAUGUAGUCCAGAGCUGUGAUACUAUUAGGGAAUCUUAUGGCACAUCUGGUCAGAAGGGCAUGCCAAGCAAUAAAGGAGGAUGGAAAUAUAAUAUUGUAACACGCUAUUUAAACGAGGCAAGUCACGGAGAAUGCAAUAGAAAUCCCGUAGCAGAAUUUGCUGUUGAAGUUAAUGGUGUAACAGUUAUUAUAAAAGAGUUUGCCGUGCCAUGUCAGGAGGAUCAGAACGACCCAAUUAGCAGCACAUCCACCUCAGAGAAUAUAAGUAUAGACAGUAAGGAAAAUCUCAACGAACACAGCAAUUCACAAAUUGAAAUUGUGAGUCAUAGGACCAACGAGACAAAAGCUUCAGAUGAUUACGAACAAGUUAAUGAAAAUGAAGAAAAUCAAGAAACCAGCAGAGGGGAAACUUCAAGGAAAGGAGAUGAGCACCUCAUACAGUGCAAUAAGUGUCCCUCUUCGCACAAGUCGUUCGAAGCCAUGAUCACUCAUUUCUUGAAGGACCACAUCACUACCAAGUGUCUUUUCAAGUGUCCCUUCUCCAAGUGUCCGUCCACAAUUUCCUACAGGACGGCUGCAACCCACAUCCGGGGGCACGUAAAGGAAGAGAUUUACACUUGCCAACACUGCCUGUUUUCUACGUGGCACAAAGGAGGAUUUUCACGGCACAUUGCGGCUCAUAAGUUAGAUGCAUUACGUGCGACAGAUGGUUGAUAUUUCAUUAGCCUCUAAGGUUUUUUUUUU
This is a messenger RNA of Penaeus monodon (black tiger shrimp), 1387 nucleotides long. RefSeq names its product zinc finger protein 37-like. The transcript is spliced from 2 exons. The record is from RefSeq and is a predicted model, not a curated record. Lineage: Eukaryota; Metazoa; Arthropoda; Malacostraca; Decapoda; Penaeidae. The coding region runs from base 89 to 1357 and encodes 422 amino acids.